UGAAGCUAUUGGGCAGUAUGGUCCAAAUAUGAAGCCUCCUAGUUACCAUGAGUUAAGAGUUCCAAUUCUCAAAAAGGAGGUGGCUUACACAAAUGAGUUAUUGAGUGAUCACAAGCAAGAUUGGAAGAAAUAUGGCUGUUCUAUUAUGUCUGAUGGGUGGACUAGUAGAACCAAUAGGACCUUGAUUAACUUUUUGGUGAAUUUCCCAUCUGGAACCAUGUUUGUGAAGUCAAUUGAUGCAUCAUCUUUUAUGAAAACUGGGGAAAAAACUUUUGAAUUACUUGAUGCAUUUGUAGAACAGAUUGGGGAGGCUAAUGUAGUCCAAGUAGUAUCGGAUAAUGGAUCUAAUUAUGUGUUGGCUGGGAAGUUGUUGGAAGCAAAAAGGCCAAAUUUGUAUUGGACUCCAUGUGCUACACACUGCAUUGACCUUAUAUUGGAGGACAUUGGGAAAAUUCCUAGAAUUACAAAAUCUUUGGAAAGGGUCAUUCAAUUGACUGGAUAUAUCUACAACCAUGGGGGUGUCUUAAAUAUGAUGUGAGAAUACACAAAACAAAGAGAGCUGGUUAGGGCUGGAA
Messenger RNA from Quercus lobata, 575 nucleotides. RefSeq lists its product as uncharacterized. The transcript has a single exon. NCBI's taxonomy places the organism in Eukaryota, Viridiplantae, Streptophyta, Magnoliopsida, Fagales, Fagaceae. The record is from RefSeq and is a predicted model, not a curated record. Bases 29 to 538 code for a protein of 169 amino acids.